This is a messenger RNA of Cuscuta campestris, 1511 nucleotides long. Lineage: Eukaryota; Viridiplantae; Streptophyta; Magnoliopsida; Solanales; Convolvulaceae. The record is from the annotation of a GenBank genome assembly.
CCGUUAAAAUUUUAUCUUUAAUACUUUUUCCAAACAUAUAACCAAAGUGCAAAACACUCUCCCCAAACAAAAAAAUAUGUAGAGGCGUAGAGCUGAGCCGCCCAGCUCGCAACAGAUUCUCGCAUGGCGGCGGCGCCCCAUCCGCAUCCGUCCUCUUCCUUCCCGAGAAUUCCGUCCUUCUUCUCUUCUGUCACAUCCUCUUCUAACCUCCUCCUCUACUCCUCCUUCCAUCGCCUCCGCCUCCGUCUCGCAUGCAAGUCCGAGCUCAGGAGCUUCGACCACCACUCAUCAUCAUCUCCCAAAGGGAUAACUACCGCCGAUCCCAUCCACGGCCCUCCGGCAACCGCUUUCCUCCCCAUGGCGGCGAGCUCCUCCUUCCUCGAUUCAUCCGGGGAGAGCCCCAAGAAGGUAUGCCUCUUCUACUGCCCCGAGACCAAACCUCUAGCCGAGAGUGUUGCGGCUCAGUCGGACUACAUUGAGCCCUGCGGCAUCCACUGGAGGACAUUUGAUGAUGGAUUCCCCAACUUGUUCAUCCCAAAUGCACAGGGGAUCCGGGGGCAACACGUCGCUUUCCUUGCAUCAUUUAGCUCACCAGGGGUGAUAUUUGAGCAGCUCUCAAUCAUCUAUGCCUUGCCAAAGUUGUUUGUGUCUUCAUUCACCCUCGUGCUCCCCUUUUUCCCCACCGGCACUUCGGAGCGCAUGGAAGAUGAGGGGGAUGUAGCUACAGCGUUUACUCUUGCUAGGAUAUUGUCUAAUGUUCCAAUCUCGAGGGGAGGACCCACAAGUUUAGUUACCUUUGACAUCCAUGCCUUGCAGGAGAGGUUCUACUUUGGCGACAACAUCUUGCCGUGUUUUGAGAGUGGGAUACCCCUGCUUAAAAAUAGAUUGCAGCAGCUCCCUGACUCCGACAAUAUCUCCAUUGCCUUUCCUGAUGAUGGUGCGUGGAAACGAUUUCACAAGCAGCUACAGCAUUUUCCAACAAUUGUUUGCGCGAAAGUCCGAGAAGGUGAGAAACGCAUCGUCCGUAUUAAGGAGGGGGAUCCCGUAGGAAAGCAUGUCGUUAUAGUCGAUGAUCUGGUCCAAUCAGGUGGCACUUUAAUAGAAUGCCAAAAAGUUUUGGCAGCACAUGGAGCAGCGAAAGUCAGUGCCUACGUGACGCAUGGGAUUUUUCCCAAGAAGUCGUGGGAACGUUUUAAACACGACAAAGGAGGGAAUCCCGAGGAUGGAAUGGCGUAUUUUUGGAUCACAGACUCCUGUCCAAAGACGGUGGUUGACGUGAUGAACAAACCUCCCUUUGAAGUGCUCAGCCUCGCUAAUUCCAUAGCAGCCAGCCUUCUUAUCUGAACAUACAUUUGGAUCCCCCCAGGAGUGUUCGAUUUUGCAUUGAGCUUUUACAUAUACAGCUAAGAAAGGCACUAUGACAUUUCUCGAGUUGACAUCGUAUGCUAUAUUGUACACGUACAUCCCAACAUAUAUGAAUAUGACAUCCCGUUAGGUAAAGAUCCAUAUGU